Molecule: messenger RNA, 315 nt
Organism: Triticum turgidum subsp. durum (durum wheat)
Lineage: Eukaryota; Viridiplantae; Streptophyta; Magnoliopsida; Poales; Poaceae
Source: the annotation of a GenBank genome assembly
AUGGUGCGUGUGCGGAACAUCUUAGAUCUGGCUGGGGAGCGGGAGGUGCGCGAGUUCUUGUCCUUCUUCGGCGAAAUCGAGCACGUCGACAUCAGCCCUGACGUGGUGGCGACUGGGAGGACGGCCUACGCCACCUUCAAGGACGUCGAGGGCCCUAGAGAUAACGCUGCUGCUCUCGGUAUGUAUGGCCUCGCGCAAUCAUCCAACUGUUACUUUCAUUUGUGCAGUGGAGGUGUUUAUGCAAUCUGGUUGUGCUGGUAUUUUCAAUUGCUAUCUAUAAUGAAUGAUUCUCUGCACUGUCAAUGUCAUUGUUGA